Molecule: messenger RNA, 3515 nt
Organism: Helianthus annuus (common sunflower)
Lineage: Eukaryota; Viridiplantae; Streptophyta; Magnoliopsida; Asterales; Asteraceae
Product: topless-related protein 4
Exons: 25
Coding region: 1-3321 (1106 amino acids)
Biological process (GO): regulation of DNA-templated transcription
Molecular function (GO): protein binding
Source: RefSeq, a predicted model, not a curated record
AUGUCGACUGAGUUGUGCAAUGAACUUCUGUUACUAGUGCUUCAGUUUUUAGAUGAGGAGAAGUAUAGGGAAACGUUACAUAGGUUGGAAUCUGAAUCUGGAGCGUUUUGUAACGUGGACUAUAUCGCGGAGCUUGUUACUAAUGGAGAUUGGGAUGUGUUGGAGAAUUACUUAGCCGGUUUCAUAAACGUUAAUGGCAGUCGCCAUUCCGUCAAAAUGUUAUUUGAAAUUCGUAAACAAAGAUACAUAGAGGCAUUGAAUGCGAAAGAUCGACCCAUGGCUUUGGAGAUCCUCAAAAAGGACCUUAAACCUUUUAAAUCUAUGAAUGAAGAUGUUUACAAACAAAUGACAAGUCUUAUCGCCCUUAAUGAUAUCAGGGAGAACCCACAGCUUAGCGAGUACACUGAUGACAAAAAUGCAAGGGGUAUAUUGGUUGAUGAUCUCAAGAAACUGAUUCAAUCGAACCCAGAAUUGCGCGAUAAGAUCCAGUUUCCUUCUGUGAAAGCCUCGAGGCUGCGGGUUUUAGUCAACCAGAGCCUAAACUGGCAGCACAAUCUAUGCAGGACCCCGAGGCCCGAUCCAGAGAUCACAACAAUCUUGGAGGACCAUGUUUGUGCGCCUCCACCACAAGCCGCUCAGGCUCCAGCCCCGGUGGUUAACAAUCAGUUAACGGCUUCCAUGUUUAGAGCAGGCUUUUUGCAUCAGCCAUCAUUAAUGCCACCACCCGAAGCAGUUUUUCUUGGUGCAUCCCGUGGUCAACAGUCGCUCAACCCACCCGCUUUGGUUCAACAUCCUAACAUGUCAGGGGUUCUUGUUCGCAAUAAUCAAAAUAAUGCAGAUACUGAGAUUGUCUUAAGGAGAUCAAUGCAUUUUGGGAUGUCAGAGGAGAUUAGAAAUGUUCCCACAUCAUCGGUUGCGCGCACUACUCAGAGCCAUCACAUGUUUAACUUUCUUCCAACUGAUGACGUGCCCAAAGAAGUUGUUUCGGUUAUUAAUCAGGGUUCAGAAGUGAAAACCAUGGAUUUUCAUCCUCAACACCGAACUCUACUAGCAGUUGGCACAAACACUGGUGAUGUUUCAAUAUGGGAGAUUGGUAACCGGAUGCGGAUUGAACAUAAAAAUUUCUGUGUAUGGAAUAUUACUGCAUAUUCCAUGGCUAUUCAGGCUACUUUCAAUGAUGGAUAUCCUGUGGUGGUCAAUUGUCUUAGGUGGAGUCCUGAUGGCUUAUUUUUGGGUGUUGCGUACUCGAAGCAUAUUGUACAUGUAUAUUUGUAUCGUGCUGGUCAUGAACUAAAAAGGCACCUAGAGAUUGAAGCUCAUGCCGGCCAUGUUAGUGAUCUUGCCUUUACCAUUAGACACAAGAAAUUAAUCUUCAUAACUUGUGGAGAAGACAAAACUGUUAAGCUUUGGGAUGCUACGACGGGUGCAAAUUUUUUCGUCUUCGAAGGUCAUGACGCACCUGUGACUUCUAUAUGCCCACAUACGAAAGAUAACGUUCAGUACAUCUUUUCAACUGCUACUGACGGGAAGAUCAAGGCAUGGUUACAUGCUGAUCGGGUUUCAAAGAUUGACUACGAAACCCCUGGUUAUGUAUGGACACAAAUGGCAUACAGUAGCGAUGGGUCACGGUUUUUCUCAUGCGGUUCAAGAGAAGACAGGGUUUCGUUCCUUGUAGAAUGGGCCGAAAGUCAAGGUACAGUCAAACGACAAUAUAUCGGUCUUGGGAAACAACAUGUAGGUGUUAUGCAAUUCGAUACAGCCAACAGAUUUUUGGCAGCUGGAGACGAGUCUCUAGUUAAGUUUUGGGACAUGGAUAACAAAUUCAUUCUGCACACCACGGAUGCAGACGGUGGAUUACCGGCCUCACCUUGUGUUCGCUUCAGUAAAGACGGCAUACUAUUGGCUGUAACAACUAUUGAUAACGGCGUAAAAAUACUUGCGAAUCCAGAAGGUCAACGGUUGGUGAAAUCUUCUGAGAAUCAUCCAGAAGCACUUAGACUUGCUUCUGCAAGUGCUGCUAAGGCCUCUAACGUUAACGCUGCUUCUACCUCAUCAGCAGGAACACUUACAAACAUCGGUUUUCCUGAUAGAAGUGUACCGUUUCCAGUUAUGUCUACUAAUCAGGAUAACCAGAAUAUGUCAGAUGUCAGAGGUAAAAUAACAGACGAGUUUGAAUUCCCGAUUUUGUGGAGGCCGAAAGAAAUCUCUGAACCAUCACAACUUCGUUCGUUGAGACUUCCUGAUAGUCUUUUACCGGUUAAGGUUAUAAGGCUUAUGUAUACACACUCGGGUAGUGGCGUACUUGCACUUGCUUAUAAUGCUAUACACAAGCUUUGGAGAUGGCACAAGAGUGAACAAAAUCCAACUCCAAAUGCAACUGCUGAUAUUGCGCCACAAAUUUGGCAACCUCCAAGUGGCAUUUUGAUGACUAAUGAUAUAAAGGAUGCGAACACAGAUGAUACUAUUCCUAGCUUCGCGCUGUCUAAGAACAAUUCAUAUGUUCUAUCAGCAUCGGGAGGGAAAAUCUCACUCUUCAACUUGCCAAGUUUUAAGACCAUGACGUCCUUCAAGGCCCCACCGCCGGCGUCCACAUGUCUGGCUUUUUAUCCACCGGACAAUAACCUAGUCGCGAUUGGAAUGUCGGAUUGUUCUAUACUUAUGUACAAUGUUCAAUCUAAUUCGGUGGUACAAACGCUAAAGGGUCAUCAAAAGCCUGUCACAGGGCUCGCUUUCGCUAUUGAGAGAAAAAUGUUAGUCUCAGCAGGAACUGACGCCGAGUUGUGCGUGUGGAGUACUGCCAGUUGGAAAAAAGUCGCAAGCAAGUUCCUAAAGCCUCCUUCUAAAAGAACCAACAACUCACAAGCAGAAACCCGAGUGCAUUUCAACCCGGACAAAACACACUUCAUGGCUGUUCACGAGACACAGAUAGCCGUUUACGAUCCAGCUAAACUGGAUUCUUGUAUGCAGUGGGUCCCUCGGCAAGCAAGUGGUUCUAUAGCAGAUGCAGUUUAUUCAUGUGAUGGUCAAUCUAUAUUUGUGUGUGUUGAGGAUGGAAGUGUGAGUAUCCUUGAAGCAAACCCCCUCAAGCUCAAGUGUCGGAUCAAUUGUGCAGCCUAUAUGCCAUCGAAACGCAGUGCAAUAAGGGUGAGUCCUAAAGCAAUUGCUGCACAUCCUUCUGAUCCAAAUCAACUUGCAAUUGGGCUUUCGGAUGGUGGAGUUUAUGUUCUCGAGCCACUUAAAGCAGACAAACAGUGGGGCGGUGACCCAUUGGCUGAAUCCAGUGCAAGUCCUAGCAUCAACCCUGAUCCGAACCAUACUUAGGCGGCUUAGCUGGAAGCAUGCGUGUGGCUGUUUGUGAUGCAUGGUUAAUGUUCAGUUUGGUCUGGUUUUAUCACCUGAAGUUUCUAGUUUGCUUGAUGUUUUUUUUACAAUAAGACUUUGUCAUGCAUUUCUGUUUUUCAGGUUUUCUAUCAGUUGUAACUGGAUUACCUAUUUUAGGUAUCUAUGGUUUUAAU